AUGUCCGUACCUCCGUUUAGUUGCCGCAUUCUAUCGGCGGCGGUGGCCCUCUAUCUGGUCGGUCUGUUGUGCGUUGGGGCUGGCGAUGUUGCUCCGAAAGAUGGUGCCGCUCCGAAAAUUCCUGGCUGUACCAAUGAAUAUCAAAUGGUCAAGGUCAAGAAUUGGGUUGAUGGAGAAAAUGGUGAAGCUUUUAAUGGCAUGACUGCUCAGUUUGGCGCCAUACUUCCUUCUGAUUUAGACAAAGCUGUUAAACUGCCGGUUGUUCUUACCACUCCUUUGAACAGUUGCACCAAUCUAACCUCAAAGCUAUCUGGUUCUAUUGCGUUAUCUGUACGUGGCGAAUGUGCUUUCACAGCUAAGGCUGUAGCUGCACAGUCAGGAGGAGCUGCAGCUUUGGUCAUAAUAAACGACAAAGAAGAGCUGGAUGAGAUGGCUUGUACUGAGCAAGACACCUCCUUAAAUCUUUCUAUACCUGUUUUGAUCAUUACAACUUCAUCUGGAGAUGCCUUGAAGAAAUCCAUUUCGCAAAAUAAGAAAGUGGAGCUCUUAUUGUAUUCUCCAAAAAGCCCAGUUGUGGAUUAUGCAGUGGCAUUCCUCUGGCUAAUGUCUGUUGGAACUGUUUUCAUUGCUUCUGUUUGGUCACAUUGCACUGGUCCAAAGAAGAACGAUGAGCAGUACGAUGAAUUAUCACCAAAGAAACCUUCAAACGAUGAAGAUGGCGCUGAAGACGAAACGCUUGAUAUCAGUGCUACGGGUGCUAUAAUCUUUGUCAUAUCAGCGUCCACGUUCCUCGUUUUGCUCUUCUUCUUCAUGUCAUCCUGGUUUAUCGUGAUCCUGACCAUCUUUUUCUGCAUUGGUGGUAUUCAGGGAAUGCAUAAUAUUAUCACAACCCUCAUAACAAUGAGAUGCAAUACAUGUGGCCAGAAGAAAGUGAAAGUCCCUAUGUUUGGAAAUGUCACGAUUCUCUCACUCAUGGUUCUUCUAUUCUGCUCUGUGGUUGCUGUCAUCUGGUUUCUGAACCGCAAAGCUUCCUAUGCAUGGGUCGGCCAAAACAUUUUUGGUAUUUGCUUGAUGAUAAAUGUCUUGCAAGUGGCUCGGCUACCUAAUAUCAGGGUUGCUACCAUUCUUCUGUGUUGUGCAUUUGUGUAUGACAUAUUUUGGGUAUUCGUGUCACCACUAAUCUUCAAGCAAAGUGUAAUGAUUGCGGUUGCACGUGGGAGCAAAGACACAGGAGAAUCAAUUCCCAUGCUCUUGAGAUUUCCACGGCUUUCUGAUCCAUGGGGUGGUUUCAACAUGAUCGGCUUUGGAGACAUUUUAUUCCCAGGCCUUCUCAUUUGCUUCAUUUUCAGAUAUGACAAGGAAAACCACAAAGGAACCGUGAGAGGAUAUUUCCCGUGGUUGAUGUUUGGCUACGGACUUGGCCUCUUCUUAACAUACUUGGGAUUGUGGGUUAUGAACGGACAUGGUCAACCUGCGUUGCUCUAUCUCGUCCCUUGCACUCUCGGAAUCACGGUCAUACUUGGGUUGGUGAGGGGAGAAGUGAAAGACUUGUGGAACUACGGGACUCCACAUCCUUCACCUUCAGAUGUAAAUCCAACUCCACCUGCAUAA
Microthlaspi erraticum is the source of this 1611-nucleotide messenger RNA. Lineage: Eukaryota; Viridiplantae; Streptophyta; Magnoliopsida; Brassicales; Brassicaceae. The record is from the annotation of a GenBank genome assembly.